Lingula anatina is the source of this 1809-nucleotide messenger RNA. RefSeq lists its product as uncharacterized. The record is from RefSeq and is a predicted model, not a curated record. NCBI's taxonomy places the organism in Eukaryota, Metazoa, Brachiopoda, Lingulata, Lingulida, Lingulidae.
AUGUCGGAGUAUAAAGAAUUUUUAGAAAAUCCCACAAUAGAAGAGUUGCAAAAAUUCAAAAAGGCCGAUUUAAUCGCAAUAUGUAAAAUAUUAGAGGCAGAUGUCCAAACGUCUAUGUCUAAGAGCCAGUUGAAAGAAAUAAUCAUAAACAUCAGUGACAUUGAUUUACCGUUAAGCUCAAGCUCUGAUAAAGACGCAAAGAAAGCUAAGCCUGACAUAGAAUCGGAAAUAAUGCUUAAAGAAUUAGACAUCGAGUUGAAGAAAUUAGAUAUUGCAAAAAUAGAAAAGGAAAAUGAGACGCUUGAGUUAAAAGUUAGGUUGAGAAAGAUAGAACUAGAGGCUAGGGAUAAUCAUAGUAGUAGUUUCACAAAUUGUUCACAACAAUUGAGGUUUGUCCCACCCUUCAACGAAAGAGAAGUAGACAAGUUUUUUAUGCAUUUUGAAAAGGUUGCAAAAAACUUAGAAUGGCCGAUAGAUAAGUGGUGUAUUAUGCUCCAAAGUGUGCUCACGGGGAAGGCUCAGGAAACAUAUGCCGCGAUUUCGUUAGAGGAUAGCGGAAAUUACGAGAAAGUUAAGCACUCCAUUCUCAAAGCCUAUGAAUUAGUACCAGAGGCGUAUAGGCAGCAAUUUAGAGAGUUAUACAAAAGGGACGACCAAACGUUUAUUGAGUUUGCGCGUGAGAAAGAAAUGUUAUUCGAUCGGUGGUGUAGGUCGAGAGAUGUUGGAUCAAAUUUUGAGAAAUUAAAGCAAAUGAUCUUAGUAGAGGAGUUUAAGGAAUGUGUCUCAGAUUCAUUGAAAGUUCAUAUAGAAGAAUCUCAUGUAGAUAGUUUGGAAGGUAUAGCUACUAUAGCCGACAACUAUGCGUUAACGCAUAAAAAUUUUUCAAAGAGUAAAAAGGCUAUGGAAAAGGUUUCUCCCAGUCAAACAUUGUCACACCUGAAUGAGUUUCCCCGAAAUUUCCCUCGUACUGAAAGAAGGGAGGACGCUGGGUCAAAAGCAUUUUUGGGACCAUUUUGUAAUUUUUGUAAGAAAAGAGGGCAUGUUUUGAGUGAAUGUUGGACUUUGCAAAGGAAGAAAGAAAACGAAACAUUGAAAUCAAAUGCAUUGGUAUCGUUCCCUGUGACAGAUUUUAGAGAUGCUACUCAGAAGGAUGAGGAUAGGUUUUUGCCUUUCAUCUCUGAUGGGUACGUGUCUCUCGAGAACAAUCCGAGUGAUAUGAAACCAAUUAAAAUAUUAAGGGAUACGGGGGCUAGCCAAUCCUUGUUGUUAGAGGGAGUUUUGCCUUUAGAUGAAAAUUCGGACACGGGUGAGCAGGUUCUUGCGCAGGGUAUAGAAUGCGGUUUCUUGAACGUCCCUUUACAUCAGAUUCAUUUGAAAUCAGAUUUAGUCUCAGGUCCUGUGAUAGUUGGUGUGCGUCCAUCUUUACCAAUCAAAGGGGUGACAUUGUUGCUUGGAAAUGAUUUAGCAGGAGGAAAAGUGAUUGCAGAUCCUAUAGUUUGUAAAGAUCCCCAUGCUCACCUUGAAAAUGAGGUUGAAAGUGAACGGUCUUGCUCCGUAAAUGUGCUUACCCGUGCUAUGUCAAAAACUGAUGAGAAAAAGAAUGAAAUGGAAGGUAUAAUUGAUGAAUGUGUUGAUGAUGAUGGAGAAAAUGAACUGGAUGUUGAGAGUAGUGAGUUACAACACCCAGAGAAUGACUUAGUUACCGAACAAAGAAAGGAUGCUGAUUUAGCUAAACUUUUCAAAUUAGUGUUGUCUGAGGUCGAGAUAAAAAAGUCCCUCGUGGAUAUUUUAUACGAGACGGAGUAUUGA